Molecule: messenger RNA, 240 nt
Organism: Neurospora tetrasperma FGSC 2508
Lineage: Eukaryota; Fungi; Ascomycota; Sordariomycetes; Sordariales; Sordariaceae
Exons: 1
Source: RefSeq, a predicted model, not a curated record
CUCUAUCGUCCGGGUAUUAAUUACCGGAUUAAAAUUAAGAAGGGACCCAAUAGUAAGGAAUUUCCUUUAGCCAUCGGACUGUUAUAUAAUAUAACUUACAAAGAAUUCUUAAUUUUAAAGAAAAUAUUAAAAAAUUUAUUAAAUAAAGGGUUUAUUAGGGCGAAUAAUUCGGAAGCGGAUACGCUAAUACUAAUUAUAAAAAAACCGGGAGGCGGCCUCCGCUUUUAUUAUAAUUACUAG